CUCACAACAUGUUACACACAAGUACCCAUAACUAAUAUCUUGUACAACAAUAACAAUUGUUGAUUUUCCCAAGUAGUGACAUACUAUGAAGAUGAUGAACUCAGAGUUUGAGCGUGUCCUCAAGUAUUUUGACGAAGAUGGGGAUGGGAAGAUUUCCUCACAUGAGCUUAGGAAGAGGGUAGGGAUGAUGGGUGGUGAGUUAUUGUUGAAAGAAGUUGAAACGUUGAUAGAGGAGUUGGAUUCGGAUGGGGAUGGGUUGUUGGGUUUGGAUGAUGUUGUGAAUUUGAUGGAAGCUGCUGGGGAAGAAGAGAAGUUGAAGGAUUUGGCAGAGGCUUUUGAGAUGUACCAUGAUACUCAAAUGUUUGGCUUUAUAACUCCCCAAAGCUUGCAAAGGAUGUUGGAGAGGUUAGGGGAAUCAAAAUCCAUGGACCAAUGUAGAGCUAUGAUUGGCCACUUUGAUUUGAAUGGAGAUGGCCUUCUUUGCUUUGAUGAAUUUAGAGUCAUGAUGAUGCAGUGACGAAUUUCAUUCAUUUAUUCUUUGUUGUGUAUAUUAGGGUUUUGUAUCAUUCAUUCAUUUUAUUAUGAGCUUUUUAAGCUCCAUAUGUUAUUAUUGAUCUUUGUUGGGUAUGAUAUUUUCUCGAUGCUUUUUCGUUUUUGUCU
Cajanus cajan (pigeon pea) is the source of this 660-nucleotide messenger RNA. RefSeq names its product putative calcium-binding protein CML19. The record is from RefSeq and is a predicted model, not a curated record. NCBI's taxonomy places the organism in Eukaryota, Viridiplantae, Streptophyta, Magnoliopsida, Fabales, Fabaceae. Gene Ontology annotation, molecular function: calcium ion binding.